Punctularia strigosozonata HHB-11173 SS5 is the source of this 1150-nucleotide messenger RNA. Its product is annotated as S-adenosyl-L-methionine-dependent methyltransferase. The transcript is spliced from 5 exons. NCBI's taxonomy places the organism in Eukaryota, Fungi, Basidiomycota, Agaricomycetes, Corticiales, Punctulariaceae. Gene Ontology annotation, molecular function: methyltransferase activity. Bases 110 to 1150 code for a protein of 346 amino acids. The record is from RefSeq and is a predicted model, not a curated record.
CGGCCUUCAUCUCGCGCUGCGCAGAAGUGGCGUGAACGCGAGGGUUCUUCGCUCAUUUGACUGGGACCAGUCCGCAUGCCAGGUAUACGCUCUGAAUUAUGGAACGACAAUGGCCCUCAAAACGGACAUCAGUACGCUUACCGCUGAUGAUCUGCGAAACAUCGAUGGUCAAAGAAUACACCUUUGGUUAUUGUCGCCUGCGUGCCAGCCAUACACUGUCCUGAAUCCAUCUGCUAAAGGAGCCCAGGAUCCUCGUGCUCAGAGCUUUCUGCACCUCGUCACCCGAGUCCUCCCACAACUUGCGGAACGAAACGACCACCCGAGGUGUUUACUUGUGGAAAAUGUGGCAGGGUUUGAGAGCUCUAGCACUCGUACGACACUCGUCGACACCCUGCGAAACCUCGGAUACGAAACCAGGGAGCUGCUUCUCACGCCGUUACAAUUUGGUGUACCCAAUUCUCGGUUGAGAUACUACUUGCUAGCGAAACUACGAACUACCUCCCCUCCUCCUCAAAUUACGGAUCAUUCUGCCGUUCUACGCCACAUUCCCGGAUUAGGAGAGGACUGGGUGGACCCUCGUUCGAUCGAUCAGAACAACGGACCACUCGGAGAAGCACAACCUGCAGAAGGGUCUAAAGUCCAUGCUUUGUGUCGAUAUCUGAACACAGACGGGAUGGAAGCGUGUACAAUCCCUGAUCGCGUUCUCCAAAAGUGGGGCCGCCUAUUCGACAUCGUAUUGCCUUCGUCCACUCGGAGUUGCUGCUUUACUAGAGGUUAUACUCAGCUGGUAGAAAGCGCGGGAUCUAUACUCCAGAUGAACGAGACUCUCGACACUACUGCAAUAUUCGAUGAAUUUUUAUCUGCGCAAGAGAAUGGCGAUCCGGAUGCCGUUCGCAUCCUCAAUUCUCUACGAUUACGCUACUUUCAUCCAGACGAACUCUUACGUCUCUUCGGAUUCCGGAGACCUGUCCCGAUGAUGGAAGGCGAGAAGAACAAUGGCUCAGCCGGCGUCGAGGAUGCAGAAGAUUUUCGAUGGCCGGUUGACCUAUCGAUGAAGACCAAAUACCGACUUAUAGGCAAUAGCAUAAACAUCGUAGUCGUUUCAGAGCUUAUUAGAUACCUGUUCAGUGAUUGGUAUCCGAAAGCCUGA